AAGCACGGCAUUACCAGUAUACCAUGCCGCCGCGGACGGGAUACUGCCGGACGGGCAUCCUCGCCGCGGCGCUGAUUUUCUGCGUGUGCGUCAGUUACGUCGAAGCAAGGAAUUGUACAGGAUGUGCAACGAGGCCAUUAUGCCUCUGCGAUCGUUUGAAAGGUGAAGUUGGUGACAUUGGCAGACCUGGCAUUUCCGGCAUUGCUGGAAGUUAUGGUGACAUCGGCUAUCCCGGCCCAGCUGGGCCCAAGGGUGAGAAAGGUGCCAGUGGUGAAGCUGGUGCUGUGGGCGAAAAGGGUUAUCGAGGAGAUGAAGGUCUGCAAGGAAGCGUAGGUCAAUCCGGGUCACCUGGUAUUCCUGGCAUACCAGGUGUCCGUGGUGCUUCGGGACUUGAUGGCUGCAACGGAACCGACGGAGCAAUGGGUAUACCAGGUGUUCCAGGUUAUCCUGGUAGACGAGGUGAUUCAGGUGAUUUUGGUCCACCUGGGCCAACUGGCGAACCUGGUGAUGGUGGCGGAAACUCCAUUGGAACAAAAGGUCAAUGGGGUGAUCUGGCUGCAGAUGGGCCUCCCGGUUAUGAAGGUCCCAGAGGACCUAUAGGUCCACCUGGACCUCGAGGAAUACCUGGAGAACAAGGAUACGAAGGUCUAAAGGGUCCAAUUGGUAUGCCCGGAGAACCUGGUGCACAAAGCUUUGGUCUUAAGGGUUUGUUCGGAGAUGAUGGUGACCAAGGUGACGCAGGUGAACCCGGCGAACCAAAUUCUGAUACGAGCGAAUUAGUACAUAACGUUACGCAUGGAGAUCUUAAAGGAUUUCCCGGUGAUAAGGGUUAUCUGGGUGAGGUGGGAGAUCGUGGUAGAAUAGGAAUGCAUGGAGAACGAGGUGCUCAAGGGCGACCUGGUUUACCAGGUUUCCUUGGGUUAAAAGGCGAACCUGGAAGCGAUGGGCCACGUGGUAAACAAGGUAAAAUUGGUCCGUUUGGCCCAAGUGGAGAAAAAGGCGACAAAGGAGCGCCUGGAUACGAGGGGCCUUCGGGAGGAAAUGGUACAAAAGGUAUGAGGGGCGAGCCUGGUCGUGUGGGUAUUCCUGGUGUUCAGGGAAUGGAAGGUGAACCUGGAAUAUACGAUGAAACUUUGAGCGAAUCGCCGAUUGGUGUUGCUGGAAAACAAGGAGAAAUUGGUUAUAUGGGCGGUAUUGGACCAACUGGAAUACCCGGGCGUCAAGGUCUUCCUGGACCCUUAGGCCCGCCUGGCUUGCCUGGUCCAAAUGGUAAUAGAGGAGAACCUGGAAAGAAAGGGCAAUCAAUUAAAGGUGAAAGAGGUGAUGAUGGAAUUCCCGGGCAUCCAGGGCCCCCAGGUUUAAAUGGACCUCCCGGGCCCAUUGGACCAACUGGCGAGAAAGGAUUUCUUGGGUUAGAUGUUUCCGGUCCUCCUGGCCCUGAUGGUAUUCCAGGCGCAUUUGGAAUUCCUGGUCCUCCUGGUGAUAGAGGAGAUAACGGUUUUAAUGGACCUAAGGGUUAUCCUGGAUUAACAACUUCAAAGAUUAGGGGACCCCAGGGAGAAGCGGGAAUGCGUGGUUUGCCCGGACCUAUGGGUGAUCAUGGAAUUCCUGGUCGUGAUGGUUUACCCGGACCAAAAGGGCGAAGAGGCGAUGACUGUCCAUUCUGUCAUUCAGGCGGCCCGGGAGAAAAAGGGGAUAUGGGUGAGGUAGGUCGCGUAGGAUUAAAUGGGUUCAUGGGUUAUCCUGGUUUGCCAGGCCCACGAGGUCCAAAAGGAGAGAGUGGCAAGCCAGGCCCGUCCGGUAUUCCUGGAAUGAUGGGUACAUCGGGUAGUAGAGGCACUGAAGGGGCACCCGGUCUUAAAGGUCCUAAAGGAAUGCUUAUUAUGCCAGCUAGACCUUUUACAGAAGCCGCGGAAAAAGGUGAACGAGGUUUUCCGGGAAGGCAAGGAGCCCGGGGAGAUACAGGAAAAGAGGGUUGGCGAGGACCGCCAGGUAUGAAUGGUUUCAAAGGAGAGAGAGGAGAGUACGGUUUUUCAGGAAGACCAGGAAAUGACGGCAUGCCUGGAGUUGAUGGAUUACCAGGGCUUAGGGGUGAUUCCGCAACAAUGCCUAAAGAAUUUUUGCGUGGUGAUAGUGGAUUAAAUGGAUUGCCAGGCGAUAUUGGCGACGAAGGCGACUGGGGCUAUCCGGGAGAACCAGGUGAUGCUUCAGAAUUCACUGCAAACUUUACUGGCGAUAUGGGUGUGAAAGGACAACCUGGUGAGCGAGGCUUUAACGGUUUAAACGGGUUGAAAGGUGAAAGAGGCAACAAAGGUUAUGGGGGAUUACCAGGUAUACCUGGACCGGCUGGAGUUUCUGUUGCUGGUCCAGUUGGUCUUAAAGGUCAUCCUGGUCUUACGGGUGAUCAAGGACCCCAAGGUAUUCCGGGCAAACCAGGUUCUCCGGGGCUAAUUGGUUUUAAUGCACUCGAUGGAAGGAAAGGAAUUAGAGGAGAUCCUGGUUUGAGUGUUCUUUAUGGCGAAAUGGGAAUUGAGGGAAGGCCAGGUGAAAAAGGGGAGGUUGGUUUUGAUGGUCCUGAAGGCUUCCCCGGAUUACCAGGUAUUCAUGGAAUUAAAGGAGGAAAAGGUGAGAAAGGUGCACCUGGAAGAUUUGGUAUCGACGGGCCUCAGGGUUACAAAGGGCAAAUGGGUGUAAUCCUCGGAGGAUAUCCAGGUGCACCUGGUUUGCCUGGUGAGCCUGGUAGACCAGGUGAAAUAGGUGAAAUGGGACCACCAGGAGAAGACGGAGCAACAGGACCUCAUGGCAUUAUUGGCAUUCGUGGAGAUAUUGGUCUGCCUGGUGCACCUGGUUUUCCAGGCGAUGUUGGUAUGCCGGGAUUUGAAGGAAGACCUGGAUUCAGAGGGCGAGAUGGCAUGCCUGGAUUGCCUGGUGAAGUUGGCAAUAUUGGUAGAUCUGGUCCAGAAGGAGAACGGGGAGAUCAAGGUUUGACUGGUUUGCAAGGCAGUAGAGGCUUGCGUGGUGAUCCAGGAUAUCCUGGACGACUUGGUCUUGAAGGUAUGCCAGGGUAUCCGGGAGAAAUUGGUGAGCCGGGUUAUGUUGGUUUAAAAGGUGCCAAGGGUGAUUCCUCGUUUAGCGGCUCUAAAGGAGAUGUAGGUGAAUACGGGUUGCAAGGCAUUAUUGGACGACCAGGUAACCCUGGUUUUGAUGGUGCCAAGGGAGAGCAGGGUCAACCUGGGCAAACUGUAUUUGGUUUAGUUGGAGAAAAGGGAGAGUACGGUAUGCCUGGCUCUGUUGGGUAUCCUGGUAUUCCCGGAAAUAAGGGCGAGGCCGGUGAUUAUGGCCACAUCGGACCAAAAGGCAUUCAAGGCGAAACCGGAAUUAUGGGUAUAAGAGGAUUACCAGGAAAAACUGGUUUAGAUGGAUUUAAGGGUAUGAUGGGUGAUCACGGGCAGCCAGGAGUUAGAGGACCAAAAGGAACACAGGGGAUGAGUGGCGAACCUGGAAUAAUGGGAAGACCUGGACUACCGGGAGAUGUAGGACCUGCAGGAGAAGUAGGUUUAAUGGGACCAAUAGGACGUAAAGGAUUGCAGGGUUUGCCAGGUAUCACAUCUUUUGGUUUUGCUGACAAGGGUGAUGUUGGAACACCUGGUAUGCCUGGCUUACCGGGGGUGAAAGGCCCGCCGGGCGAUACUGGAUUUCCAGGUAUGAUUGGUUUCAAAGGCGAGCGUGGCGCAAUUGGUCCAGUGGGUAUGCCAGGUGAUUUUGGCUUGCCUGGAAUCAAGGGUUAUCGCGGUGCGCCCGGUAUGCCAGGAUUAAAUGGUGUCCCUGGACAGAAUCCCGAGCCGGGUGCAAUUGGCGCUGCAGGUUUUCCCGGUUUGGAUGGUCUUAAUGGAAGAGCAGGUCAGAAAGGUGCUCCAGGAGCUUACGGAGAUGAAGGACAGCCAGGUUUACCGGGCCUACCAGGCGUAGGCAUACCUGGAUUUAGGGGAAUGAAAGGCAAUGAUGGAUAUCCUGGUGCAAACGGCGAAAGAGGAGAUCCAGGCUUGCCAGGUUUAGAAGGUCGUCCUGGACUUAAAGGAGCUCGUGGUUUAAUUGGUGACGCCGGAUUUUCGGCUAGCAGUUUUAAGGGUCAAAUGGGUGAAAUUGGGCUACCAGGCCCCGCUGGUAUUCCAGGUACUCCGGGUGAACCUGGAAUGCCUGGAAGGCCUGGUUCGCGUGGUUUACCUGGAUCUCAAGGUAUGAUUGGGUUGUCUGGAGACCGGGGGUUACCUGGCAUCGAAGGUCUCCCUGGUUACAAAGGCCCUAAAGGUGAGCGUGGUGAUGCUUUCGGUGGCGGAUGGUUGGGUAUGAUAGGCGAUAAGGGUGAACCUGGUUUUGAUGGUUUACCUGGACUUCAAGGCCAAUCGGGGCGACCUGGUGUGCCAGGCAAGAAAGGUCUACCCGGUUUUGAAGGAGCACCAGGUCUUUCUGGCGCUAUUGGUUUGGCUGAAAAAGGAAUGCAAGGGGAUUAUGGAGCACGUGGUCUGACCGGACAGCAAGGAGCACCUGGUUUACCAGGCCCAACCGGAGACCCAGCACCACCGGGUCGUCCACCACCCAGUCGCGGAUUUUUCUUUACACGCCAUUCGCAAAGUGAACAAAUCCCCGUGUGUCCUGCGGGCACAACGAAAAUGUGGCAUGGCUAUUCAUUUUUGAAUGUAGUUGGAAAUACUUAUGGACAUGGACAGGAUUUGGGAACUGCGGGUAGUUGCCUGACAAGAUUUAGCACUAUGCCUUUCCUUUUCUGCAAUAUUAACAACGUUUGCAAUUACGGGCAAAGAAAUGACUACAGUUAUUGGUUGACCACGAUGGAGCCUAUGCCGAUGACAAUGGCCUUGAUUCCAGCUGAAGAGGUUCAGAAAUAUAUAUCCAGGUGUACUGUUUGUGAAACUACUACAAAGGUCAUCGCAAUGCACAGUCAGAGUAUGGUUGCUCCAUCGUGUCCGGGCGGAUGGGAAUUGAUGUGGCAAGGAUACAGCUUUAUUAUGCACACCGAUGUUGGUGCUGAAGGUUCUGGUCAGCCGCUGUCUUCUCCAGGUUCUUGUCUUGAGGAGUUCCGCGCAAGACCUUUCAUUGAGUGUCAUGACAACGGCAAAUGUAAUUAUUACCCCACAGCACUUUCUUUCUGGAUGACAGUCAUAGAAGAUAGAGAAAUGUGGUCUCGACCCCGCUCACAAACCCUCAAGAGUGGAAUGGACAUUACAUCUAAGGUAGGCCGCUGUUCGGUAUGUCGUCGUCAACAAAUCAGCAGACAACAAAUACCACCUAGCGAAGUGCGUCAAGCAUCUAAUUCAUUCGGACGCCAAUCGCACACAUCCGGAAAUGUCCAAGGCUAUGGCCAGCAAGGAUAGGAUAUGGUCAACAGGGAUAUGGUCAGCAAGGAUAUGGCCAGCAUGGAUAUGGUCAGCAAGGGUAUGGUCAGGCCGGACAGCGCCGCGUACAGCAUCGUACCCGACAUCGUGAUGGAUUCCGACAGGGCGGGCAAAGUCGACCACGCCAAUUGUACCAAGAUGGCCGCUCUACACCUGCGUCAUUUAAUUAAUACUUUAUCAACAUAAACCAAGCAGUGCCAUAUAAUUACUACUUAAGUUAUGCAUUCAGAGCGAAAUUUUUAUGUAAAAAGUAAUCUAAAAGAGAAAAUGUGUAUAUUAUAAAUAUAGUUUUAAUUUAAUUGUUAUUUUUAUAUUAACUAAUGUUAAUGUUAACAGAAUGUGUUCAAUUUAUAAAUUGUAAAAACUUUCCUAAUUUACGAGGCAAAUAAGUCAACGCUCGCAACAAACAUCAAAGAUUGUAAUAUCGAUAUGUUACUAGACAUACUACUACUGCCUAUACAAAUAAAUAAAAACAACGUAACUACUUAUUCAAAUUA
Molecule: messenger RNA, 5908 nt
Organism: Dalotia coriaria
Lineage: Eukaryota; Metazoa; Arthropoda; Insecta; Coleoptera; Staphylinidae
Product: collagen alpha-2(IV) chain-like
Biological process (GO): extracellular matrix organization
Cellular component (GO): collagen trimer
Molecular function (GO): extracellular matrix structural constituent conferring tensile strength
Source: RefSeq, a predicted model, not a curated record